AUGACGGCACAGCCUAGAAGUUGGCUCCAGGAUCUGGGGAUCGCCAUCGAGGUUUUCUUUCCGGCCUUGGCCCUCCUUGUAGUCGCGCUCAGAGUGUAUAGCAGGCUGAACACCAAAACCUUCGGUUGGGAUGAUGCCUGUAUCGUUAUUGCCAUGGCCUUGAGCAUUGCUCUCGCUGUCGGCUCUAUCAUCUGCAUGAAACUCCUCUAUGUCGGGAUUCACGUCUGGGACAUACCCCUAGACGCCGACUUCGAGACGGGCAUGCUCUGGUCCUACAUCACGGGCGCCGUGUACAACCCCAUAUUAGCCAUCGUGAAGCAGUCCGUGCUCAUAUUCAUCCUGCGUUUCGGUGGCAUCAAGCGCGUCGUCCGCAUCGUGGUCUGGGUCACGGCCAUCUUCAACGCCGCCCUCAUGAUUGCCGUCUUCUUUGCCGUGCUGUUCCAGUGUAACCCCAUCGAAGGGUACUGGAAGCCGUACUUGGGGGCCCGCUGCAUCAAUUCGACCGUGUUUGCCGUCUCGACGGCUAUCUUUACUAUCCUGACAGAUCUUGUCGCCAUCGCUUUGCCUUUUUACAUUGUUCUUGGGUUAAAUCUGAGCCGCAAGAAGAAAAUUGGCUUGAUGGCAGUUUUCAUGCUGGGUAUCAUCGUCACCGUCACCGGCAUAGUCCGUCUCUACUUCCUGUACAAGUCUCUCUGGGCCAACACAGACCCAGACUUCUCCUUCUCCCUCGGCUUCGUCGUCGCCUCCAUCGAGUGCAACCUCGCCAUCAUUACCGCCUCGGCCCCUGCCCUCUGGCCUCUCGUCCGCCAUUGGGCCCCCGAGUUCAGCUCCACGCGCGACCACUACCCUCGCAACAACAAUAUCAGCAGCAGCAGCAGCGGCCAGCAAGGUUGGAAACGCAUCGUGCCAGCGGUAGUAUAUGGUACCAAGUCCGUCGGCGGCAGCUCCUACGGUCUCAAAGACAUGAAUAUCCGGGGAGAUCGUGUCCAGGGGAGGACGGAGAUCAAGAGUAAUGGGUUCACGCCUAGGGAUUCGGACGAGGAGAUGUUGACUGGAAUCGGCAUUGUGAGGACGGUGGCGGUUACGCGCGAUGAUGAAUCGAGGAGGGGGCCAAGUCAUAAGCACUUGCAUGAGCCGGGGAGGGUGGCGCAUAGGCCGCGCUUGACGAGUUCUGUUUCGUAAUUUUAAUAAGCUGAGGAAAGGGGAUACUCGUACAGCCUAAAAGCAAAGAGGAAAAACGUAACACUUGU
This is a messenger RNA of Pseudomassariella vexata, 1250 nucleotides long. RefSeq lists its product as uncharacterized. NCBI's taxonomy places the organism in Eukaryota, Fungi, Ascomycota, Sordariomycetes, Amphisphaeriales, Pseudomassariaceae. The record is from RefSeq and is a predicted model, not a curated record. Bases 1 to 1182 code for a protein of 393 amino acids. The transcript is spliced from 4 exons.